UGAGCCCAAUAUACACAUGCAGCAGAAUUAUCGUCACAGCUACUCCAUCACACCAUAAGGAUGGAUAUGCACUCAUAAUGGACAUACUUGUGCAGGAGUGAGGUCCACGAAGGUUGUCAUCGGACUAUAACCACCCGACCAGCCCCUCAAUGCCUCUCAACACUCCAAUUAUCCCGAAUGAUGCAAUGUGACGUUUUAUCCGUAUGGCACAAUGAACGCUCCAUUAAGAAGCGGGCUCUUUUCGUGGUUCCAGGCUGCGCGACAUGCAAUAGGUCUGCCAGCGUGGUUCAGCCGAGCGUUCAACUUUUCCCUCUGCUCUUCACCUGGACGAAUUGCGCCUGAGGUCUGAUAAUACAGCGCGACUCUCCCAUGGAUUGCAAAGGAUCGUGCAGUCUUGCUCUUGUAGCCAGGGCUGUAUGUUCAGAGGUCGCCGAGCAUGCUCGGAGAUGGCUUGCGGAGGGUUCGCCAGACCGCCACAGAAAUGGGAUGUGCCCGAUAUUGAGGUUCAAGCUGGGGAAUAGGCUAAUUAUUGGACACUGUAGUAGUAUAGCACUCUAUCGCAUGACUCGCCAAGCCCGUCCAGGCAGAAUUGUGCCUUGUUCACAUGCUUCCAAAAGACGGCCACGGCUCAAUGUGCACACCUCCAUUGACUCUCGAGGCUACGGAGGAUGCCAGAGAGGCGGGUGCUGCUGCAUGAUGAGCUCUGGAGAAAGGAGAUUGCGGGUGGCCGUGAUGGAGCCAAAAAAGUGUGUUUGUGCCCCACCCGAGAUCCUGGGCCGGCUCCAGAGUGGAAGCUGGGGAAGACACCAGCGGGCCAGUCGCAUGAACAAGGCAGGGUACCUUACUGCGUAAGGCAGGGAGCAACGAGGAUGCUGCCGUGCCAGCCCUCGGUGCGAAGAAGACCCCCCUUUCCUCGUAGAGGUGCAGGGCGAAGGUGGAAAGUGAGAUGCACGCCCACAAGAGGAUGCCUGUGCAGAGAGCAAAGCUCUGGAG
This is a messenger RNA of Microdochium trichocladiopsis, 993 nucleotides long. RefSeq lists its product as uncharacterized. NCBI's taxonomy places the organism in Eukaryota, Fungi, Ascomycota, Sordariomycetes, Xylariales, Microdochiaceae. The record is from RefSeq and is a predicted model, not a curated record. The coding region runs from base 370 to 852 and encodes 160 amino acids. The transcript has a single exon.